AUGCCGUCACGCCUAGAUGAUGAUCCUUAUACAGGCCUCGAUGAUGAUGCUUCUACAGGCGUAGAUGAUGGUGCUUAUCCAGAGCUAGAUGCUGUUGCUCAUACAGACCUAGAUGAUGAUGCUUAUACAGACCGAGAUGAUGAUGCUUAUACAGGCCUAGAUGAUGAUGCUCAUACAGGCCUAGAUGAUGAUGCUUAUACAGGCCUAGAUGAUGAUGCUCAUACAGAGCUAGAUAAUGAUGCUCAUACAGGCGUAGAUGAUGAUGCUCAUACAGACCUAGAUGAUGAUGCCCAUACAGACUUAGAUGAUGAUGCUCAUACAGACCUAGAUGACGGUGCUCAUACAGACCUAGAUGAUGGUGCUCAUACAGACCUAGAUAAUGAUGUUCAUACAGACCUAGAUGAUGGUGCUCAUACAGACCAAGAUGAUGAUGCUCCUAUAAGCCUAGAUGAUGUUGCUCGCACAGGCCUAGAUGCUGAUGCUCAUACAGACCUAGAUGAUGAUGCCCAUACAGAGCUAGAUGAUGGUGCUCAUACAGACGUAGAUGAUUGUGCUCAUACAGACCUAUAUGAUGGUGCUUAUACAGGCCUAGAUGAUGAUGAUGCUCAUACAGACCUAGAUGAUGGUGCUUAUACAGGCCUAGAUGAUGAUGCUCCUACAAGCCUAGAUGAUGAUGCUCGCACAGCCCUAGAUGAUGAUGCCCAUACAGGCCUAGAUGAUGAUGCUCCUAUAAGCCUAGAUGAUGUUGCUCGCACAGGCCUAGAUGGUGAUGCUCAUACAGAGCUAGAUGAUGGUGCUCAUACAGACCUAGAUGAUUGUGCUCAUACAGACCUAGAUGAUGGUGCUUAUACAGACCUAUAUGAUGACGCCUGUACAUGCCUAGAUGAUGAUAUUCAUACACACAUAGAAGCUGAUGUUCAUACAGACCUAGAUGAUGGUGUAUAUAGAUCUAGAUGGUGA
This is a messenger RNA of Liolophura sinensis, 960 nucleotides long. RefSeq names its product serine-aspartate repeat-containing protein I-like. Lineage: Eukaryota; Metazoa; Mollusca; Polyplacophora; Chitonida; Chitonidae. The transcript is spliced from 2 exons. The record is from RefSeq and is a predicted model, not a curated record. The coding region runs from base 1 to 960 and encodes 319 amino acids.